Messenger RNA from Mercurialis annua (annual mercury), 1759 nucleotides. RefSeq names its product beta-amyrin 28-monooxygenase-like. The transcript is spliced from 3 exons. Gene Ontology annotation, biological process: sterol metabolic process. The record is from RefSeq and is a predicted model, not a curated record. Gene Ontology annotation, molecular function: heme binding; iron ion binding; monooxygenase activity. NCBI's taxonomy places the organism in Eukaryota, Viridiplantae, Streptophyta, Magnoliopsida, Malpighiales, Euphorbiaceae. Bases 143 to 1579 code for a protein of 478 amino acids.
UUUGUGGAAUAACAAAGCAAUUGAUAAUGCCGUUUGAUAGUAGAAGAUGCCACUCCUUGAACUUUUAUGUUGCUUAUUUUCUUACUAUAUAUAUACAUCAUGAAGAUGAAGAUGAAGGAAACCAACUACUUGAGACACAAAAAUGGAGAAUGCACUUCCGUUCGCCGUCCUUGUCGUUACUCUUACAAUCACCUACCUCAUCUUCAAAUAUUCCAAUGCCUCCUUGAGCGGGAAGAAUCUACCUCCUGGCAACACGGGCUGGCCGGUCAUUGGUGAAAGCUUGGAGUUUCUGAGCACGGGGCGACAGGGUCAUCCAGAGAAGUUCCUGUUUGACAGAAUGAAGAGGUACUCGAGUAAGGUGUUCAAGACAUCAUUGCUGUGCGAGCCAGCAGCAGUGAUCUGCGGGGCUGCAGGGCACAAGUUCAUUUUCUCCAAUGAGAAUAAGCUGGUGACCUCGUGGUGGCCUAACUCAGUCAACAAAAUCUUCCCUUCUUCACUGCAGACCUCAUCUCAGGAGGAAUCCAAGAGAAUGAGAAAGCUCCUCCCCCAAUUCCUGAAACCUGAAGCUCUCCAGCGAUACAUAGGGAUCAUGGAUAAUAUUGCACAGAGGCAUUUUGCUUUCUAUUGGGACAACAAAAACCAAGUCACGGUUUUCCCUCUUGCUAAGAUGUACACUUUCUGGUUAGCCUGUCGUUUGUUCCUCAGCAUGGACGAUCGGGAGGAAGUAGAGAGGUUCGCCAAGCCUUUUGAUGCCCUGGCUGCAGGGAUUAUAUCCAUACCUAUCGAUUUUCCAGGGACAUCCUUCAACCGAGGCAUCAAAGCAUCAAAUUUGGUGAGGAAGGAGCUGAUCAAGAAGAUCAAACAGAGGAAGAUUGAGAUGGCUGAGGAUAAAGCAUCCGGCACCAAGGAUAUACUGUCUCACAUGCUAACCGCAGUAGACGACAAAGGGGAGUACAUGAACGAAAUGGAUGUAGCAGAUAAGAUUCUCGGGUUGCUGGUCGGAGGCCACGACACAGCCAGUGCUGCCAUAACCUUUGUUGUCAAGUAUCUAGCAGAGUUGCCGGAAGUCUACGAUAAGGUGUUAGAAGAACAAAUGGAAAUUGCAAAAGCUAAAGGAGAAGGAGAGGUAUUGAAUUGGGAAGACGUACAAAAGAUGAGAUAUUCAUGGAACGUGGCCAGUGAAGUGAUGAGACUUGCUCCUCCUUUACAAGGAGGCUUUAGGGAGGCCAUUGCAGACUUCACCUACGCAGGUUUCGAUAUUCCCAAAGGAUGGAAGCUCUACUGGGGUGCCAACUCCACCCACAGAGACCCCGAGUGUUUCCCAGAACCAGAGAAAUUCGACCCCUCAAGGUUUGAUGGCAAAGGACCUGCUCCUUACACCUUCGUUCCUUUUGGAGGCGGACCUAGAAUGUGCCCGGGAAAAGAAUAUGCUAGACUUGAGAUCCUGGUUUUCAUGCACAACAUUGUCAAGAAGUUCAGGUGGGAGAAGCUGCUUCCUCAUGAGAAGAUCAUUGUGGAUCCGCUUCCCAUUCCUGCUCAAGGCCUUCCCGUUGCCCUCCAUCCCCACAACUCCACCUGAUCUUUUACAUCAAUCACAUUGUUGUUUCUUAUUUUUGAAGAUUAUCAAUGAAAUUAAGCGCUCACCUUUGCUCUAUCUCCAAACAUUUCUCAUACAAGUAUAAGCGCAUACAUAGCGUAGAGGAAAUGCAUGAGCAAAAGCAUAAUCACAUUCUCUUUGUUGUUUCUUUUUUGGCAAUAA